Lachancea mirantina is the source of this 1995-nucleotide messenger RNA. NCBI's taxonomy places the organism in Eukaryota, Fungi, Ascomycota, Saccharomycetes, Saccharomycetales, Saccharomycetaceae. The record is from the annotation of a GenBank genome assembly.
AUGUCGAAUCCCUUAAAGCCUUCGGGAGGAGGAGCUUCACCUUUUAUCAAGCGAGAGCAGCUUCGAAGGGACUUCCUGCGGUCGAGAAUGAAGAAGUCUAGCACUCCGAAACCGUUUGUUAAAAGAGAGGAUCCAGACGUUGUAGAUGCGAACUUGGGGCGUGUUCUACAUGAUGGGGGGCUUGUGGGCGAUGAUAUGGGUGUUAGAGUUAAGGGAGAGCACAGUAAUGAUUACAACGAGUUUCCUCUGAGAGCUGCAACGAGUAAAACUCUUGAUAAUGUGAGAACGCAUAUUUUGAAGUUUCAAAGCAAGAAAAAGAUCAAUCCGGUCGAAGAUUUCCAUUUGCCUAUCCGGCUGCACCGUAAAGAUACGCGAAACUUGCAAUUCCAAUUGACACGGGCCGAAAUCGUACAGAGACAGAAAGAAAUUGCAGAAUUUCGGGCGCGAGAGAUGGGUAAUACUGAAGAUGGGAAGCCCAAUGAAAGUAUGAAUGCGACGCCGAGUGGCGCUGUGGUAACGGUAUCAGACGCGUCUCCGACUCCUGGUCCAGCCUCUGCCUCAGAAACACAGGUCAAGAGUGAAGACACGGGCACAGUCACUACGGAAGGCACACGCGCAGUCAAGACUGAAGACGCAGUCACUGUCAAGGUAGAGGAUAAACCACUGUCUACGAAAUUGGAAGAGGCAGGGCCCUCUGCUGACCCAACGAAAGUUGGCCUUGUGACGUACGAUGGUAAGGAAAAACCAAUGGAGGUCGAGCAAGGGAAAGAUGAGGUUCUCGCAGAAGUAGCACCAGACGGCGGCGGACGGUUCAGGAGACAGAAUUCAAAGCGGAAAACUCGUCAAUUGAAACUUUUGGACGAAAACGCUAAACGGCUUAGGUUUGAAGAGUUUUAUCCCUGGGUCAUGGAAGAUUACGAUGGGCUCAACACUUGGGUUGGGUCGUACGAAGCUGGCAAUUCAGAUUCGUAUGUGCUCUUGAGUGUUGAAAACGAUGGGUCCUUUACUAUGAUUCCGGCCGAUAAAGUUUACAAGUUUACAGCAAGAAACAAAUAUGCUACAUUAACGAUUGAUGAGGCUGAAAAGCGCAUGGAGAAAAAUGGGAAAGGUAUACCGCGUUGGUUAAUGAAACACUUGGAUGAUAUCGGAACUACCACCACUCGGUACGACAGAACCAAGAGAAGACUGAGAGCAGUAGAUGCUAGGCACGGAGACGAAGAAGAUCGGGCAGACAAUUCAGAAGUCGAACUCGACUUUGAUGAAGAAUUUGCCGACGAUGAAGAGGCUCCGAUUAUAGAUGGUGAUGAAAAGGAAAAUCGAGAAUCAGAGCAACGUAUCAAGAAGGAAAUGUUGCAAGCAAAUGCAAUGGGUCUCCGCGAUGAGACUGAGAUAGAUGAUGAAGAAUUGUUAGGGGAAAAGAAAAUUGAUAACGAGGGUGAGAGAGUUAUGAAAGCAUUACAGAAAUCUGAUAUGGCAGCACUUUACGAAUCUGAUGACGAGUCGAAGCUCAACCCAUAUCUUUCUGAAUCGGAAAAUGAGAACAACGAAGAGAACGCCGUCAAGAAAGAAGAGGACGACGACGAAAAGAACAGCAGAAAAUCUUCUCCCACAAAGAGAUCAAGGGAGUCGUCGUCUACUCCUCAAAUCCAUGUGAGAAGUAUUAAGGAUUGCGUUAUUGUCUUGAAAGCAGACAAAAAAAUCUUGGGCAAAUAUCCACCUGGAAACUGGAAUCCAGGUGCGCAGCGUCCCAAGUCAGAAGAACCGCAAAAAUUGCCUAAGAACUCUGCUCCAGGUGAAGAACAAGGUGAGGAUCCUGCUCUUUUGACAGAACAGGAUAUCGUAGAGGCAGUACAGGGAAACAAGAUGACUUUGAAACAAUUGAUUAGGGACUUGAAGUCUAAAGUGGCCCUGCAUCCCUCCAAUAAGGAUAGAAUGAAGCUGUACGUCAGAAAGCUUCUCAAGUUGAACAACGGUUACCUCGAGCUGAACAAAUAA